Messenger RNA from Sceloporus undulatus (fence lizard), 2251 nucleotides. It is a transcript of the gene CIRBP, whose product is annotated as cold inducible RNA binding protein. Gene Ontology annotation, biological process: positive regulation of mRNA splicing, via spliceosome. The transcript is spliced from 7 exons. Lineage: Eukaryota; Metazoa; Chordata; Lepidosauria; Squamata; Phrynosomatidae. The record is from RefSeq and is a predicted model, not a curated record. Gene Ontology annotation, molecular function: RNA binding. Gene Ontology annotation, cellular component: spliceosomal complex. The coding region runs from base 28 to 684 and encodes 218 amino acids.
AGGACUAGGGCCGGUUUAUGCAUAUUAAUGAGGUGGGAGGAGCCGAGGAGGUCAGUAUAUAAGCGGAGGCGCAUCCCUGCUCCCACGCAGUUCGCGCUGGGAGUUCGAAGAGGAGAAUUGUCCUUAAAAACAGGAAGGGGAAAAAAGACACCGGAGAAAAUGGCAUCAGAUGAAGGAAAGCUCUUUGUUGGUGGACUGAGUUUUGACACUAACGAACAGUCACUGGAGCAGGUUUUCUCCAAAUAUGGACAGAUAUCUGAAGUUGUUGUUGUAAAAGACAGAGAAACUCAGAGGUCCAGAGGCUUUGGCUUUGUCACUUUUGAAAAUAUUGACGAUGCAAAAGAUGCAAUGAUGGCCAUGAAUGGGAAGUCUGUUGAUGGCCGCCAGAUCAGAGUUGAUCAAGCAGGGAAAUCAUCUGAUAACAGAUCCCGUGGGUACAGAGGAGGCUCAGCUGGAGGCAGAGGCUUUUUCCGUGGAGGCAGGAGCCGAGGCCGGGGCUUCUCCAGAGGUGGUGGUGGAGAUAGAGGUUAUGGUGGUGGCAGCAGGUUUGAAUCUAGAAGCGGGGGAUACAGUGGAUCCCGAGACUACUAUGGCAGCAGCAGGAGUCAAGGCAGCUACAGUGACAGACCUUCAGGAGGGUCCUACAGAGACAGCUACGACAGUUACGCUGCACACAACGAGUAAAAAACUUCCUGGCUCAAGAUCGUCCUUCCAAUGGCUGUAUUUAUAAAGAUUUUUGGAGCUUCGCUGAAAACGUUCUUGUGUAGUCAUCUCCUUUGUAUUCUCACUUUUGUAGUAAACUCGCAGUUCUGACCUUGUCAAAAAAGCACAGCCUGACAGCUUCUAAUAUGUGAUGGUCUGUUCAGACUCAAUGAAAGUUCUGGGUUUUUCCUCUCAAAAGUGUUUUAACAUUUUUUAAAGCACUUAAAAAGAUUUUAGUUCAUUUGUGAGGCAAGCGCGUGUGUGUGUGUGUGUGUGUGUCUUGGAUUUUUUUUUUGUUAAGAAAGGCAAAAGACAGGAAGGUUUUGGGCCCCGUUUCUGUUUUUUCAUUUGAGCAAGAAAGGACCGUAAUUCCUCAGUAGAAGCUGAGCAAGCUGUGAACUCAGUUUUCUGUUCGUGCAUCAUUUUGUAACUUUGAACUUUAGUGUAGCAAGGUGUAGGUUAUUACAGCCUGGGAAUGGAUUUUGAAAGGCAACCCACCUUGAUAUACCUAAAGAGCGAUACUUGCUUGUAUGUUCAACCUGCAUUAAGAGACUUUUACUUGUAUGCCAUAAAACUUAACCCAGAGAGACUCUGCAAAUCUUAACCAUGCAAAGAGGUUCAUGGAAAAAAAAAUAUGUUUGUUUCUAUUGUCCUUUUUUUACUGGAAGAAAGUAUGCCUAAUUCAAUUGAUGUUGUAAUUUUGAAGUGGUGAAAAGGAUUUCUUGUACAGUUUUCCUUUGGCUUCACGAAGCCUAUUAAAAGUCCAUCUGAAAAAAAUACAUUCUGCGCUUGAAAUCUUAAAUCUUGCUGCACAACACAAGUUCUGUGGAUGUCAAUGGGGAAAAAAAUUGUACAGUUAAGAUAGCACAGCACCAGUGAGCGAGAGGGUUGUCUUAGGGGAAAUUAAUAUACAGACCCAAAGUAAGUGGUAGAAGCUUGCUACAGAUCUGUGCACCAUAACUCAAGAGUAAGACAGCUUGAGGGAAGCAAGAGUCUCAAAGGGACAGUGCAGAUCCCCUUAAUGGGACCAGUUGGAAGUUUGGCUGGAGUUGAUGCAGCCUUUGUAAGUAACCCAGUGGAAUCGACUUGGUGACUCAGAACAGAUAGCUUACUGACAGUGAUAGGACCAUUACUAGUGUAAGUGAGAACUAGCUGACACCUUACCCAACUGAAAGCCAGCCAGACACUUAGUCUAGAAGGAAGAUCUCAGUCUGACCGUGUUCCAAGGCGGAUAACUCUGACCUAAUUUAGCUAGCUUUGUCCUUGCCUUCUAAGUUCUAAGAAUUCUCUGCUAGCGUAUGGAAAACGGCAGUGCCUUGGCGAAAAAGAAGUGUUGUGCCUCCAACAGAGAGAACCUCUGAGACGAAAGCUGCUCUCUUGGCUAGUUCAUAUGUGGGGAUAGUCCUGUAAUUCGAGGUAACUCUUUUCCUCAUGUCCGCAUCCUUCCUCCUGUUGAGAAGCUCGUGAUCCUUUUAUUUUUGGAAACUGAAUGUUUAACUUAUGUGAGCCAAAAAAAAAUUUUUUGGGCCAGAUUUGCUUGGCUUUUUUU